AUGUCCUCCGACAAGUUUGAACUUAAGCCAUUGAGAGAGCUGGGUUUGUGCCUCAAUACCGGGGUACCAUCGAGCAACGUUGUCAUCGCCGAGGUCUGCAACGAGACGCGCGGGGGACUUCCGCUACUUCAGGUAUGGCCCAGCGACUCGCCCAGAGCCGACACCGACGGACAGGCCCAAGCUUUUGUGUUCCCAGACGUGCAGGAAAGUGUCAACGACAGCGGCAUCGAAUCCAUCCAGGCGUCGCCGUCGCCAUGCGGUGCUACCUGCAACAGCCCGGCGAUGACGCCGCAGCAAUCGCGUCGCGCCAGCCUGCUGCAUCCGGAUCACGCGCGGCUGCAGCUGCAUUAUCUUCAUCACAACCACCAUAGCGCGGGAUCGAAGAGUCCGCCGUCGCCGGACAGGACGUCUAUAGACGAGGACCACGAGGACCGGCCCGCGCCGCCGAGUCCCUCCAGUUCGACCACCAGCAGCCUGCGAUCGAUGCCGAGCUCGGCGAUCGUGUCGAUGCACUCGCAGGACAGGAGACGCAGCAGCAGCAGAUACAGCAUGUUCGACGCUCUGGAUCUGGAGUACGCCCUACUGAGGGCGGCGGCCCGCGGUUCCGUGGGCCCGUACUCCCUGUCGGAGUCCCUCCACAAGCUGACCUUCACCCAGAGCCUGGCCUUCCCCGCCCUGGCGCGCGGUCUCGCCGCCAAGCAGAGCGGCGUGCCGAGCGGCAGGUCCCAGCAGCCGACGGAGAGCGGGCUGAACGCCUUCGCCAAGGUGGUGACCGCGAUGGUGCUGAUGCUGGUGAGCGUGCUGGUGUUCGGUGUGGUCUACAAGUUCGCCAAGACGUGA
Wasmannia auropunctata (little fire ant) is the source of this 840-nucleotide messenger RNA. RefSeq lists its product as uncharacterized. Bases 1 to 840 code for a protein of 279 amino acids. NCBI's taxonomy places the organism in Eukaryota, Metazoa, Arthropoda, Insecta, Hymenoptera, Formicidae. The transcript is spliced from 4 exons. The record is from RefSeq and is a predicted model, not a curated record.